AUGGAUACGGCUCUUGUUACUUUCAUGGUCCAAACCCCUCCAUCCACCCAGACCGUGCACUUAAUUGGGUCAUGGGACAACUUCAAAAGGCGCUACCACAUGGAACGAGAUUCUCAACGCUCUCGAGGACAGUGGCGAGGAUGUUAUCGUUUUCAAGACAUCAUCUGCGACGGCAAUGAUCGUAAUAAGGUGAAGCGAUCAGGCGGCUUAAAAAUGGGCACUCGAUACUACUAUUACUUUGAGUUGGAUGGUAGUGAGGAAUAUCACGACGUUUCAACACCCUUCACUACUUCUUGUCCAUACUUGCCGGGACAACCAGUCAAUUUUCUCUGGGUGCCAACCCAGAUGCCCUCUCAGCGUCAUCGAAGGGCAUCAACCAGCUCAGUUAUACAACAGUCCAGACAAACUAUAAAUCCAGCUGAUCGCUUUACAAGCCCGCACGCUACUACAGAGAUAAGAAGUACUAUCGGACGACCGCACACCUCGGUUCUGGCUUGGAAAAGAAAGAAAUCAUCCAUAUCCACCUCGGCUGAAUUCUACAAAGCACUUUGGCUGUCAUUCAGCUUGCGCCCGGGACAAAUGCGAUUGUCAGUAGCUGGAAAAUCGGCAUCACGUGAUUUAAGAGGAUCGACUCCAAACAAUCGAUGUACGGAGUCUCAACGUGCGCUAUCGUCGUUCAAUCUCCUUCUGACUAGGCCUAAAACAUGUCGGACGAAAACCAUGUCAUCUGUUUUGAAAGAAGAGACGCAAAGUAAUUCUUCCAAGCACUAUUCUCGCAUCAGGGUCCACCAACAGACCAAAGAACCUUCAGCUAAUGCAAGCAUGUCUAUUCCGUGCCCCCAGAAUCAACCAGAAUGUCCAGCUCCUCUCUCUCCUACGAUUCAAUCUCCCGUCUUUACUACUAAGAUUGGAAACUCGAUACCGAGACACGAGAGGCUCAAUAUCUCUAGUUCUCCAACCUCAUUGGUUACAGCGGAAACAUUAGCUUGGAAUUCUGAGCUACGGACGUGCGCUACUAUGAACUCAAGUUAUUCACCUUCCGAAAGCACUUUUAGCUUUGAGGGAUCAUCUAUCGUAUCGGAUUUGAAUGACGACUUUCUUUACACAGACACUAGUGAAAUGACGCAACCGCAGCUCGAGACAUCCAUGCGAACAGUGCCAAGCUAUUCUCUACCUGGAAAAGAAUACACACAGUGUAAAGGGUCUCUUGUCACGCAGUUCACCCAGUCGACUGAUACCGAAGAAUUUGGGCUAAGGCCCCGCUCAUCGAAAGAUAUAUGUGACAAUGAUGAAAUGACAGCUCUCGAAUAUCUCCAAAUUGAGGCUGGCUAUUUAACUACUCUAAUCAGUGGCUCGGCCUAA
Messenger RNA from Blumeria graminis f. sp. triticale, 1362 nucleotides. Lineage: Eukaryota; Fungi; Ascomycota; Leotiomycetes; Helotiales; Erysiphaceae. The record is from the annotation of a GenBank genome assembly.